AGCAUCAAAUUACAUUCAGGAGACUACUUCCUGAUUACUUCCUGAUUAUCAGAAAAUCCUGGGUUCUGGGUGUGGUUCCAGAUCUCUUGAAUGAAUCAGUGGAUUCAUGCAUCAGAGAUGGUGGGCCUCCCAGCGAGAUGAAGAAAGACUGCAGUGGAAUCUGCACGUACAGAGACGCAAGUUUGUUAUUGAGAGUCGGGGAAGUAAGAAGAAACAUAUUUUUGCGACAGAACGCUCGAAGAUUGCCAAAUACCUAUGUAACCUCUGCUCUGCCCAGCAUAAGUUCAACAAUGAGAUGCACUCCAGACAGCUGAGCCACAGUCUGGCCUCAGAGGAGAGUAUAGUCCAGUAUGCUGCAGUGUGCCGUGCCCAGAACAGCCAGAGGAGGAGCGUCUCCAUCUCGGAGGCACCGCUGAACGACAGCCCACGACAGGCCACGCCCAAAAACAACUCCAUGACCAAGCUGUGUGACCACGUCGCUGCCAGGAUCGAGGCCCGCUUAAAAAAGGAGAAGGACCUUUACAAACAGAGUGCUGGGUGUCAGUUGGAAGGCCAGAACUCCACCGCCUGUUCCCCAAGGAGUAGCUCUGUGGCCCUCUCCUCCUCCUCUGCCUUAAGAGAUAGCCCAACCAAAGGUGCCAUAGCAGAAAGAGAAGUCAGAUCUGUGUCCUUAAAGAAAGACCCGAAGCUUGGCCUUGACAAAACUACACUAUGGAAUCCAGUGAAGAUGAGUUACACAAGAAGAUUUGUGAUAUUUCAUCUGGUUGCAAGAAAGAUCUAUGGCAUGUGUAGACAGAACUACAGAAUAUCAUCCACAACUGAGUGAAGAUAAGUGGAAGAAGCCAGAUGUUUGUCAGACAGAGAAAUAUGUGUUGUAUAGAUUGUACUGAUACUGUUAAUAGUACUUUUACAAUGCAGUAUUGUGAGGGAAAUAUUUGCAGCAUCAUCUAUACAUUUCACAGUAACAUAAA
Molecule: messenger RNA, 971 nt
Organism: Hypomesus transpacificus
Lineage: Eukaryota; Metazoa; Chordata; Actinopteri; Osmeriformes; Osmeridae
Product: FERM and PDZ domain-containing protein 2-like
Exons: 7
Coding region: 107-826 (239 amino acids)
Source: RefSeq, a predicted model, not a curated record